Messenger RNA from Gracilinanus agilis (Agile Gracile Mouse Opossum), 1655 nucleotides. Its product is annotated as plasma membrane ascorbate-dependent reductase CYBRD1. Bases 27 to 881 code for a protein of 284 amino acids. Lineage: Eukaryota; Metazoa; Chordata; Mammalia; Didelphimorphia; Didelphidae. The record is from RefSeq and is a predicted model, not a curated record. Gene Ontology annotation, molecular function: oxidoreductase activity. The transcript has 4 exons. Gene Ontology annotation, cellular component: lysosomal membrane.
CAGGCGGGUGCGCGGGGCAUGGAGCGAUGAAGGCCAUGGAGGGAUACCUGGGCUUCUUGGGUCUGCUAGUGUCCGCGCUGCUCGUCGGCUUCCUGGCUGUGCUCUUCACCCUCGUCUGGGUCCUUCAUUAUCGGGAGGGGCUCGGCUGGGACGGGGGCUCCCAGGAGUUUAACUGGCAUCCGGUGCUGACUAUCACCGGCUUCGUCUUCAUCCAGGGCCUCGCAAUUAUCGUCUACAGACUGCCCUGGACCUGGAAAUGCAGCAAACUCCUGAUGAAAUUCAUCCAUGCUGGGCUAAAUACCGUUGCUCUGAUCCUUGCAAUUAUCUCUCUGGUUGCUGUUUUUGACUUCCAUAACACCAAGAACAUUCCUAACAUGUACAGUCUGCACAGCUGGAUUGGACUGAUUGCUGUCAUAUUUUACGCCUCACAGCUUCUCCUAGGUUUUUUAGUAUUUCUGCUUCCUUGCACUCCCCCGGCUCUCCGAGCAUUUCUUAUGCCAAUCCAUGUUUAUUCUGGUCUGCUCAUCUUUGGAACAGUGAUUGUAACAGUACUUACGGGAGUGACAGAGAAAUUGAUUUUUACCUUGAAAAACCCUGAAUAUAAAACAUCACCACCAGAAGGUAUUUUUGUCAAUACCCUUGGCAUUCUCAUUCUGGUGUUUGGUGCUAUCAUUUUCUGGAUAGUCACUAGGCCUCAGUGGAAGCGUCCCACAGAACCAAAUGCUAAACUUCUUCAGCCAAAUGGAAGUACUCCAGAGGGCACUGAUUAUUCCAUGACAGGAGACUUUGGCAAUGUGGACAAAUCUGACGAGGACAGUGAAGCAGUGGCAAGAAAAAGAAACCUCAAACUUGAUGAGGCUGGACAAAGAUCAACCAUGUAAAGGGUUAUUUGUAUGUUGUCUUAUAAUCUCAUUUUAAAACAUCUCUGGCUCAGUCAUAUCUAGAUACAAAAAGCCUUUCUAUUCAGCUAUAAAACCCAUUGAAUUUUAUACUUUCUCUUUAUUCUAACUAAAUGUACUAAGCAGCAUUGUUAAAAAUAUCAUAUGGUGUGGUAGGGGGCCAGAACUGAUGUGAAAUGAAAGAAUGUGAUCAAUUUGCGUAGGAUCAUGGGAGCUAACACAUAAUAACUUUUUUCUUUCUAAGAACCAAAGACCCAACCUUGUACCUUUUUGCAUCCCCCUUCUCUCUCCUCCCAGGGCUUGGCGAAGUGUCUUACACACAGCUUGUGCUCAGUUAAUUUCAUUGACUAGAAGCAUCCCUGCUCUUAAACUAUACCCCAGUGUCUGCCAUCCUCAGCUUGUUCUCAGCCCUUCUGAGCUCUGACACUACACAAGACUGAAGGAUCUAUAUCAGAGGCUUCAAACUCAGGCUUCAAACUCAGAGCAUUUUCUUGAAUGCUCUCACAGUGGAUAGAAGGCUGGACCUGGAGUCAGGAAGACCCAAGUUCCUAUCUAGCCUCUGACUCUUUACUAGCUGUGUUACUCUGGACAAGUCACUUAACUUCGGACUGCCUCUGGUUUUUCUAUUAUAAAAUGGAGAUAACAGUAAUACCUACCUCACCCAAUUGUUGUGAGGAUCAAAUGAGAUAAAACGUGUAAAAUGCUUCAGUGCAAUACCUAGAAUUAGUGCUUAAUAAAUACUUGUUCCCCCACACA